UCAAAGCAAAAAAAACAUUUAAUAAAAGUAUCUUUAAGAAAUAAGCCGAUUAUUGUCGAAGAUUCUCUAUUUGAAGAGGAUUUGUCAUCUGAGGAGGGUUCUUCAUUCGAUAAAAAUUCUGAAAUAUCUUCUGAUGAUGAGAUUAUUAUCCAAACUCAAAAAAGACGCAAAGCAGCCGCAAAGAAAAUGGCUAUACAAAAUGGCAAUACUAUUACGCAAUUUUUUCUUCCUGUACAAAAUGAACCUGAUACACAAACAGAUGAUACUCAUUCAAAUGAAUUGGAAGGUCAUGAUGAUAUCAAUUCAUCAUCCACGGGGUCAGAAAUAGAGAGUGAUAAUGAAAUUGAAUUAAUAAAGUUAAUUCCUUUUAUAGAAAAAAAACUUCAAGAUGAAAUUCUAUUACCUUAA
Molecule: messenger RNA, 408 nt
Organism: Funneliformis caledonium
Lineage: Eukaryota; Fungi; Glomeromycota; Glomeromycetes; Glomerales; Glomeraceae
Source: the annotation of a GenBank genome assembly